AUGAACGCGACUAAUUCUAACAUCCGCGGGGACCAACGGUCUCAUAUUUCUCGCAAAUACACGGCAGGAUGGCGGCGUGUGAUCAGCAAUUUCAGUCCAUCAUGGUUCUCAACCACAAUGGGGACCGGAAUUGUUGGCAUUCUCUUCCACAUUAUUCCGUUUGAAUAUGCAGCGUUGGACUACAUGGCCGUUAUUUUCUUCGUCCUGAAUGCCAUCCUCUUCGCCACCGUCUUCUCCAUGUCCAUCCUGCGAUAUGCGCUCUACCCCGAGAUCUGGGGCGUAAUGAUCCAAGAUCCCGUCAAUUCACUUUUCUCGCUACUUGUCCCAUGGGGCUCGCCACCCUGGGCACUGUGGAUUGUCGACGCGGUUGCUGCUGCGUCAGUGACGGUAUCGUUAUCUUUUGUCCUCAUAUCACAGAGCCAUGUCACCUCGCUGGAGCUCAUCACGGCCCUCAAUUACUCCCGAUUGCUGCAACGAUUGUUGCUUCUGGAGCCAGUGCGGAACAUUCUCUAUCUUGGGAAGGUUGCUCGGAAGCUACUUGGAGAGUCUAAUACUUUGGAUCCACUAGUCGGACAUAUAGCCUAUAUAUUCGGCAUCUUGAUAUCACUGCUCAUGUGGGCUUUUGGUCUCAUUUGGCUGGUGUUUGCGCUGGCUACUAUUUAUUAUAGCUCGCCGUUUCCUUUCAAUAUGGGCUGGUGGGGAUUUACUUUUCCGCUGGGUGUGUAUGCAGCCAAUACCAUGCUAUUGGGCGUAGAGAUGGAUUUGAUGUUUUUUAAGAUCUGUGGGACGGUUCUAGCUGCUGCUGUGGUAAUGCUGUGGCUGGUGGUUGCCAGCCGGACUGCACGUGGAGCAUGGCAGGGUAGUUUGUUUCACGCUCCUUGUCUGCAGAACCUUAAAUCCAAGGCAGAGGAUGAAGCUAUCACGGAUUGA
Molecule: messenger RNA, 930 nt
Organism: Aspergillus tanneri
Lineage: Eukaryota; Fungi; Ascomycota; Eurotiomycetes; Eurotiales; Aspergillaceae
Exons: 6
Coding region: 1-930 (309 amino acids)
Biological process (GO): sulfite transmembrane transport; transmembrane transport
Cellular component (GO): plasma membrane
Molecular function (GO): sulfite transmembrane transporter activity
Source: RefSeq, a predicted model, not a curated record